Molecule: messenger RNA, 6720 nt
Organism: Mercenaria mercenaria
Lineage: Eukaryota; Metazoa; Mollusca; Bivalvia; Venerida; Veneridae
Exons: 6
Coding region: 33-782 (249 amino acids)
Source: RefSeq, a predicted model, not a curated record
CUUACAGGAACCGAAAGUGAAACAUAGAAAGAAUGGAUUUAGCUUUUAUGCUUGUCGCCAUAUGGCUGAUUACUGGAACGAAGUUUGUUGCAAGCUUAUCUUUUACUCUGUCAGCAUCGCGAGUAAAAUUCAGAACUACAGGAACUCUGAGAAUGACAUGUGAUGUUACAGAAAUAGAUGCAGCUGUGAUAUACAACAUUCAAAUACGACGAGAAACAGACCCAGGAUCUAACUACACAUGGGAAACCCUCGCUGAAAUUGAAGCAGGUUUAACGGAAAUUCCAGUUUUGGAUAAAGACAUUGUUAAUGACAAGGACUUUGUUGUUGGUGGUGUAAUUGAUAAAGAUACUCCAAUUAAUACUUAUUUAACAUUAGAUAUGAAUAAAGAGAAACUUAACUAUAGUGACGCCGGAGACUACAGAUGUGAGCUGACCUAUAAAAGUAACAUUACUGGUAGCGUUGCCUCUGUUAAAAGAAAUGCCAGCCUUUCAAUUGUUGGUGACGAUAACACUGACAAAACGCAAUCGGAUGCCAAGGAAAGCUCAGAAGAUGUCUGCAAAACCACAUUAAUAAUUGUUGCUGCUAUUUUAGGAAUUACAAAUAUCGUGACGAUAGUUUAUGCAAGUUACAUGACAGUGGAGAUGAGAAAAGCAAAAGCAGCAGGAUCUGGUGAUAACACCCAUGAUCGUGCAAGACAGGAGGUAUUACCACCUUCAGUAACGUAUGCCAAAGACGGCCGUCAAGGAUGCUCUAUUCAGGAAACUGAUGAUUUAUCCCCAUGAACUUACAACAGAACAUCUCUGAAAGGCAUGCAAUAGAACAUACGCAUGUAAGAAAGUAAGAAAGAAAGGUGUCAACAUAAAAGCAUAGUGCUUUGGCUCUUGAAUUCAUUCACAUAAAAGUACUAAAAUCUUUGCAGCAUUAAUUUCAGUUAAUAAUCAAAUGUCUGUCAUGAAACUGGAUAAGUGCAAUAUAAUUAGUAUGGAUGGAAUUCAGGUAACGCUCCAAAAACGACCUACUGUGGUAUCAGCUAUUGUUAUUAAGUAUUAAGUGUAUAGCAUCUGUGAUUUCAAAGCUCAGUCUACUUACCUAAAGACAUGUGCUAGCUUUCAGCUGUAUUUUGUUCCUAAGAGCUAAAAACUUUGCAAACGGAUUUAAAGAAGAAGCGUAGACGGUCAUGCUACGUGAAAAAAAUACAGUGUUCGUGAGUAAAAUGACACGGAAAUAUUAUAGUUUGCCGCGAACACUUGUUGCGAUCGUGCCGCGAACAUCGGGUUAACAUGCCGCGAACACUUUUAUUAGAAUAGAUACAAUGAUCGCGGGAUGUUCGUUUGGUGUACGCUUUUCAGACACAAAUUAGAUAUGCCACAAACUCCGCGUACAAGUACAUGUGAACUUUUGGCGAUCAUCUCGCGAGCUCGUUGCUGUGAACAUGCCGCGAACAAGCUAAGAACCAUGACUACCAAGCAAAACCUAGCUAGAAAUUGUCCAGAAAAUACAUCGAACACUAAUAAUAGUAAAAAUACAAAUACAUUAAAAGGAAUCAGGAAUAUAAAUUUCUUCAAUAAACUUAAGCACUGAGGCUAUAGCAAAUUCAAUUGUGAAUAUCUGAAGUGUUUCAUAUCAUGGUACUAGGUAAAUUUUGAGUUUUAGAUAUAAUGUAUGCAUGCAUUUAAUAGCUAUUUUUGCGAUUUGAAUAACAGUGUCACAAUGCAUGUAUUCAUUACAUGUACUUUCCGAAUUCUGGCCUCUGUGACGUAAGGAGUCACUUACUAGGCAGGGAAAAUCAUCCCGAGAAGUUUUAACAUUCUGGGCCAAGUGAUUCUCAAAUUAUUGAUCGGGAAAGGUUUUCCAAAUUCAGGCCCCUAUGAUCUUGACCUUUUACAGACUAACACUAAAAUCAAUAGGGUUCUUCUACUCUGUAUGUCCAAGCAUCCUAGAAAGUUUCAGCGUUCUAGGUGAAGUGGUUCUCAAGGUAUUGACUGGAAAUGGAUUUGCUUUCCAUGGUGAGGCUCCUUGACCUUGACCUUUAAUGGAGGGACACCCCAAAACAAUAGGUGUCAUCUAUUUUAUAAAUCCUGUCACCCUAUGUGUAGUUUGUAGGUUCCAGGUGAAAUGGUUCUCUAGUUAUUGAUCGGAAAUGAAGUGUGACGGACAGACGAUAAGGGCAAAAACGUUAUGUCUCCCCUAGUGAGUGUGUGUGGGUUGGACAUAAUUAAUUAACAUACAAUUAAUAUCUGCUGAAAUCAAAUCUCUUAAUAAACAGUUUACCAAAAAAUACAAUAUACUGCGUUCAAUAUGUAAUGUUACUCCGUAUGUAGUUCCGUAACCGCUGGUUAUUUUAGAUGCGGUUUUCGGCACAUUAUAGAGCAAUUUAUUUGAAACAAUGCAAUAUAAAUGAUAAAAAUCGGCGUGUUCAAAGUUAAAAUAUAAUCAUUUUAGUGAGGUGUACUCAGGUGUAUUGGACCAUAAUUAUAAUUAAGGUUUGUCCUGGGGAUCCAGGGUCUCAGAAAAAUAGAAUAAGUUGUAAAAUCACAAAACUCUAUCAUUUUCCUAUGAGGUACAGCAGUUUGUGAUGCGUUUGCGUUUGUUUUAAACUAUCUAUUGCAUUUCUAAUUUUACAACACAACUAACAAAUCUAAACUCGAGGUUGAUUCCAUCUGGAAUGGGUGUUAAUCGAAGUUGUAAGAACUAGUUUCGCAAUUGAGAAUUAAGAUACUAGUAUCGACUUAAAAUACAAUAUUUUUUUUAAACGAUGAUUACCGCGCCUAACGAAAUUGCAGAGGCUUAUUGUACUCACCUUUUCAUUUUUUGAGUAAAUGUAUACACACUCAAUUUAAAACUGUUAUAAACUUUUUUAUUUUAGUUUUCAUAUGUUUUUGUGCAGAUCAUGAUUUGUUUUAUCUGUUUAAACUGAAAAUUGAACUAUAGAUCUAGUUGCUGAAUAGUAGAAGCAAGGAAUUGCUUAUUACAAUCUCAAUAUUUUGGACAUAAAAUUGUCUAGUAUACCCGAGUACACCUCACUCAGAUGAUUAUAUUUUUAUUUUGAAUCUGUUAUUUUUUACAAUUUAUAUAACAUUGUGUUGCCAAUAAAUUGCUCUAUAAUGUGCCGAAAACCGCAUCUAAAAAUAACAAGCGGUUACGGAACUACAUACGGAGUAACAUUACAUAUUGAACGCGCCUCGUAAGUUCUUCUGUCGAAUAAACCGCGAUCAUUGAUCUUUCUGCUAAUAUUCACUGAAUUAGAGUCAAAUCACGCGGGUAACAGCGAAUAUCCUGUGAAUACUUCCUGCAGAUAGGUAUGUUCGCGACAUGUUCGCGGCAUGUUCGCGGCGUGUUCACAUCUUUUAAACCAUUUCUUAAGGAGACUGUUUGCAGUAUUUGAUCUUCCAUCCAAAGAGCGCAUCUAGUCAAACAUAAACUGAUAUUAAACUAUGUACUACACUGCUAUAAUGAUAGAGGGAAGCUGAGUCAUUUGUCUACAUCAUUGGACAUAUACUAUUAGAGAUUUUCAACUUACUUCGACAUGUACUGCGGACUUACAAUAGGGGUUUUCUCAAACUGUAUAUAAGUUAGUUAUGCAUAACUGAACAGUUGCAUAUUUAGUGUCCAGUACUAUUGUCGUAAUACUGUUUCCAUUUAGAAUAUCUGAGAAAAGACAGUUAUAAGUUUUAUAAUAUCCGUUUUAUUGUAUAUAUAAUUACCGAUAUAUUUUGUUUUACAAGCAUUUUAACAGCGCGGGCGCAUUUUGUUUUAUAAAACGUUUUAUAUCGCUUUUUGAUGUAUUUAAUAGUAUUCAAAUUUUUCGAUUACCGUAUUUAUGAACAAGAAGUAAGAGUAUCUGUAUCGCAAACUUGUUUUUUUUAUUUGAAGUGCUGCAAUUUAUAUAUAUGCUUGCUGUCAAUUUCUUGAGGUUCUAGCCAGUAUUCGCUAGCAGUGAAAACGUCUGUUGAUUCAACGACCAACAUACCCUAUAAUCCAGGAUUUGAACCAGUGACCACCUGGUGAGGAGACAGUCACUCUUCCUCUGCGCCUCAAAAGGUUCACUCACCUAUUUCAGAUCAGGCGAUAGGGAAUCACAACAACAUAUGUUACAAGUUAUUACUUAUUUGAAUAUCUGGUAUCAAAGAAUGUAUAUAGUGAUACUUAUCAUGACAUAUAUAAUGGCUACAACUUUUUAAACCAAUAUAGACCUUGAGUUUAAAUCUUUGUCCAAGUUUCUUGAAGCCUAGUAUGUACACAUACCAUAUGUGCAUGUGUUCGAGCAGAUUCUCAACUAAAAAGGCUUAAUGAUAAAAAUCAAGCGUCGACUACUAAGCUGGUUGUAUCAAAGGACCACAUAUAAAUGUUUAUUUUAAAUGGUUCAUUGCAUUUGGCUAGGUAAAAAAUAUCAUUUCGUUGGCAAUUCUAUGCAUGUAGUGGCCUAAAACAUUUUUAGCUCGACUAUUCGAAGAAUGUUUUUACAAAUAGCUUUAAUUGUACUUAAAGAUUAAAGUUACGUUGAGACUGAUAAUCCAUACUUAAUAAUCACUUGAAAAUAGUCAUGAAUUGAAAACGCAAUUCUGAUAUCAGAUUAUAACAAUACUAAGUGGCUAUUUCCUUCUUUUAUUUUCAAACAUGCUGAUACAUAACUAAUUCAGGAUGUUUUCGUAAAAUUAUGGUGAUAGGAAUAUUUGAAGAACCUGCUAAAAUCAAGUAAAAUGCGACAGAGUAUUUAGCUGAGUCUAGAGGCAUCCUACAUGUAGACAUUUAUCGAGCCGAAUCGUUAAAAUAUGUCAUGAACUAAAAAUUAAUAGAAUAUGACAUCUGAAAGUUGCGAUUCCGUGUGUUAAAUAUAGCCUGUUCACUAUCCAUAUAUUUACAAACGUAUGUAUUGUAUUAGCAGAUAAGUGUAUCACAAUAAACUAAUUUCUACAGUGAAAGUAAAAGUUACUUAACACAUAUAUGUAGAAGAAACAUAUAUACCAUAAGUAUGUUUUCGUUCUUGCGAAGUUUUAAAUAUUUGGAGAAAACCCCUAGUGUAAGUACGCCAUCCGCUGUGCGCGUCGGAGUAAGCUGAAAAUCUCUUUUUCUAUUAUUGUUAUUAUGUAUGUUGGUUUAUAUAUUGCUCAAAUAAAUUUCACAAAUCUCAUGUAAGAAUCUCCUGUACAAGCACUUGUCUGUCAUUCGGGUCUAAGAUUAAUAUUUGAUGAAAUGCAGCAUUAAUGUACUAAGUUAUCUUAAUGUAAUUUAUAUGUUGUGUCCAAAUUAUUUUUUGUUGAAAUACAGCAUGGAUGAACGGUAUGUAGUUCUCAGGCUGAUAACUAGGAGUGAUGUAUAAUGUUGAGUGUUUAGAAUAAUGUUUGGUGAAAUACAGCAUGAAUAAACUGUAAGUAGUGAUUAGAUUUAUAUAUUUUGCCAUUAAUGUAUAUCUUGAGUGUUGGUGAUUUACUCGCUGUACUUCGUGAUGCGUUUGAUAAUUUUACUAUGACGAUUAUGUUGUGCAAGACAAGUUGACCAGUUAGGAUAUGCGUAUACAAAUCUUUGAGAUGUUGCAUUGUGCUAAAUUGUAUAUUUGCGUAAUAGUUUAUUUGAGAAAUGCUGUGUAAGUUGAAAAUAUUGGCAGCUAUCCAGUGCAUCUAUUUAUAUUUAUUCGAAUUUAAGCUGAACAGGGACAAUCUGUGUGCCAUAUCUUAUGGGAUAAGCAAAGCAUACCUUAUUCGAUUUAAGUUGGUAAUCGUUGAAAUCGUAGAAAGACAGCAAUAUAAUUAAUGUGAAAUGAAUGUGUAAGACGGUAUGCAUGUUAUGAAAAUUAGAAGUAAUUUUGGUGUCAUGCCACCAACACAAAGGACCACAAUGGAAAUAAGAGUUUUCUCUUUUUUUUUGUGUAAUCCUUGGUGACGGUGUGCUUGUCAUGGCUAUUUAUAAUUUCAUGUAUGCAGUAUGUUAUUAUGUUGUAUUUACUAUACAUGUUGUUUUUGAUUGUCCAUGUAUGUGCACUCCUUACCGAAAUAAAUCAAUCAAUCAAUCUAUCUAUUUAUCUAUCUUAGUAAAUAUCAAUUUUGUGAUUUAGUAGUUAUUUUAUUUAUUAAUACUACACGCCACGUCACUUCGAAAUCAUAAAACAGUAAAAAGGUAAAAGAAAACAAAAUUGAAAGAUAGGACUUGUGAGAAGCAUUCAGCAUAGCAAAUCUAGUCAUUUCCAGGCGUCGCAAAGUAAGCCAGCCACAAGUAUUUAAGAACAUCCAAGAAAGGUAGCAAAGCACACUGUAAAAACUUAUAUGAGAAAUGUCGAUCUGUUAUAUUUCAUCAAUUAUAGUAAAAUAUUAACAUAAUUAUGUGGUAUAUUAUAUGUGCUUCAAAAAUGUAUACAUAAAGCAGAAUUAAUGUUUGAAUGGCAAUUGUUUAGAAUUUGUUGAUUAUCUCUCUAAUAUGUUUACAUGUAUUUUGAUAUUUAUUUGUAGUAUACAUAAGCUGUAGAAGACUGGUUACUUAACUAAAUUCAUUUCAUUAUUUGCCACAUGUAUAUAUCUUUCGUUUUUAAGUACUUGCUAACAGAAUUACUUUUUUUUCUCUAUCAAUGAUUACAUUUUUGUAAGUAUUCUAGGUUUACGUGUCCAUGAAAACUGAAAUUUGGGUGACUUCUACGUCCGCUGGGCUGCAGUAAUUAUCUCUUUAUGUAUAUUACUGUAUGUAUAUGAUAUACACAAUCAUGUCACAAUAAUAAACUAUUUUAAUAUC